Molecule: messenger RNA, 1753 nt
Organism: Populus trichocarpa (black cottonwood)
Lineage: Eukaryota; Viridiplantae; Streptophyta; Magnoliopsida; Malpighiales; Salicaceae
Product: receptor-like protein 9DC3
Exons: 3
Coding region: 264-1337 (357 amino acids)
Molecular function (GO): protein binding
Source: RefSeq, a predicted model, not a curated record
CUCAAAUAAGUACUCGUUCAUUGAAAUUGUUUAAUUUGGGAAACAACCACUUGCACGGUCCAAUCCCAAGUUCAAUUUUCAAACAAGAGAACCUGGAAGCCCUUGCUCUUGCAUCCAACAAUAAAUUAACAGGUGAAAUUUCUUCUUCUAUUUGCAAGCUUAAAUUCCUUCGACUCCUUGAUUUGUCCAACAACAAUUUGAGUGGUUUUAUACCACAAUGUUUAGGGAACUUUAGCAACUCUCUCUUAAUUUUGAAUCUUGGCAUGAAUAAUCUUCAAGGCACUAUCUUUUCACCAUUUUCAAAAGGGAAUAACUUGGGAUAUCUCAACCUAAAUGGCAAUGAAUUGGAAGGGAAAAUACCAUUGUCUAUCAUCAACUGUACAAUGCUGGAAAUUCUUGAUCUUGGCAACAAUAAGAUUGAGGAUACAUUCCCCUAUUUCCUUGAAAUGCUUCCAGAGCUGCAUGUUCUUGUCCUAAAGUCCAAUAAGCUCCAGGGUUUUGUGAAUGGUCCGAUUGCUAAUAAUUCCUUCUCCAAAUUACGGAUUUUCGAUAUCUCCAGCAAUAAUUUGAGUGGAUCAUUGCCAACAGGGUAUUUCAAUAGUCUUGAAGCAAUGAUGAUCUCUGAUCAAAAUUCAUUUUACAUGAUGGCAAGAAAUUACUCUGACUAUGCCUAUUCCAUAAAAGUGACAUGGAAAGGGUUUGAUAUUGAGUUCGCGAGAAUCCAAAGCGCUCUUAGAAUACUCGAUUUUUCAAACAACAAUUUCAUCGGAGAGAUUUCAAAGGUGAUCGGAAAGCUUAAAGCACUUCAACAACUCAACCUCUCUCAUAAUUCCCUUACAGGCCAUAUUCAAUCAUCAUUAGGAAUGUUGACCUAUCUGGAAUCAUUAGAUCUGUCUUCGAAUUUGCUUACUGGAAGGAUUCCAGUACAGUUGGCAGAUCUAACAUUUCUUGGAGUCUUAAACCUUUCACAUAACCAUCUUGAGGGGCCCAUGCCCAUUGGAAAGCAGUUCAACACGUUUAAUGCAAGCUCAUUUGAAGGAAACUUGGGUUUAUGUGGAUUUCCAAUGCCAAAAGAAUGCAAUAGUGACGAGGCACCACCAUUGCAGCCAUCAAACUUUCACGAUGGAGAUGAUUCAGCAUUCUUUGGAGAUGGAUUUGGAUGGAAAGCUGUGGCAAUAGGGUAUGGAAGUGGGUUUGUGUUUGGAGUCACAGUGGGAUACGUUGUGUUUAGGACAAGAAAACCAGCAUGGUUUAUGAAAGUGGUUGAAGAUCUAUGGAAUCUGAAGACAAGAAGAACGAAGAAGAAUGCUCGUAGAAAUGGUGCAAGAAGAAACUAAACAACGCAGCUAGUAACAUGAAUAAAGUUUCGAAUAAACAUCCUCGCUACCUUAUGAGAUACCAAGCAGAGUUGACAUGAGAAGAACGCUAGAGUGGCAGAUUCAGAGAACUGGAUUCCUCUUUCGUACUUCUUCUGUUUUCGUUCAUGGUUGAGUUUUAUUUUAUUUUAUUUUCAUUAGUUUUAUUCGAUACAUGGAAUAUUUUCGAGUCACUUAAUAUGCGUGUUUUUUUUUUUUUUGGUUAGUUUUGAUGCAAGGUUUGGGUGUUACGUCUAUAAAAAAAAGAACCAAUGCAUGCAGCAGUUGUUACAUCUUUACUUCAUCACCCUUUCUUAGUGUAUCCACACCAUUUAUUUAUUUAGGAGUGCGCUUUUUAUGUGAAGUACAUUUCGCCGUGAAGAGAUUGGUUGCUUUAA